GUGUUUUGAUUUGAAUUUUGAAAUCCAAUAUGGCGUCUCCUUCAAAUACGCCCAAGGCGCCGUCCCCGCCACCACCGGGACAUACUCCCAGUAAAAUGGAACGAAGAAUGUCUCAUUUCAAAGAAUAUAAAUUCUUUAGAAGCUUCAGUGCGAAAGUGGAGAACUGGCCGAUGAGAAAAGCAGAACAACUAUGGCGGAAGAUGAGGGAGCGAAAAAUUGCAGAGAUCGAAGCGGCGGAGGCGUGCAAAUGGCUACGAGCUGCCGGCUUCCCUCAGUACGCGCAGAUGUACGAAGACCUCCAGUUUCCCAUCGACGUGUCGGGGGUACAGAACGACCACCCGUUCUUGGACGCGGAUUCUUUGCAGUCCCUCUUCAGGCGGCUGACUGCACUCAACCGAUGUGCCAACAUGAAGCUAGAGCACCAUCACCAUCAGAAAAGAUCGAACGACUCUGACGAUGACCAAUGCGCGCUCAGCGACAAAUGGCAGUACGAGAGGAAGUCACGGCGGUGGUCGCGAGUCGUCGAGAUCACACCGCAGGCGCAGCGGAGGUUACAGGUGAUAGCCGCAAGAGCGAUAGCAGAGAGAGAAGCAAGAGAAGCGAGAGGGGAAGAGGAGGACGACGAAGACGACACCCUUCCCACCAUCAGAGUGGGACUGGUGGAUGCUGAUGGCCACUACACCGACGUUGAACCUGACUUACUAACAGUACCAGGCCAACCAAUGAUACAGUUACCAAGUGACAAGGAGGAUGAAGAAGAAAACGGCACUAGAUUUAGAAGAACUGGCUCAGAACGACUCCGGGACGGCGCGAAAGCCUUACUCAGACGUGUAGAAUCUCUCAAAACAAGGAGAAGAAAACGGCAAAACAGAACCGAAGUCAUCGUCUCCUCUCCACACUUUUUAGAUACACAAACAGAUCGAUAUCCAGAUCUAAAUUAUAUUGACAUGACUCCCACAACUCCUACAGCUUUUCCUUUCCCAGAUUUUGCUAGUUCUCCUUUACAUGCUCCAGCUAUUCGAACUCAACCUCCUUCACCUAUGACCAUUAUGCCACCAUCUCCCAUCGCUCCGCUGGAGCAGUCCUUUGUUUUAAAUCAUCCAUUUGGAGACGAUAGCUCUAGUUACGCCUCUGACGGAAGUAUGGGAUCGAGUAAUAAGAGUUCUAAGUCUAAAUUAGGAAAGGCGAAGCGCAUUUUCCACAGAGGGAUCAAGAAUGAUGACUCCAGUGCACUGAGUGACUCGGAAUGCCAACCGGCCAGCUGGAGGCAUAAUUAUUAUAGAGAUCAUAAUACUCAUCACAAUACUGAGGUGUACGUGGAACCUCCGUCACCAAUAGAUCUAAAGCCAGACCCGGCGGUGCUGAAGGAGGUACAGAAAUCCCCUGGACACACAACGCAUAGACGGCAGGCUAUUCGCACCAGCUCACUAAACCUGGGGAAAGAAGGACAGAAAUUUAGGGACAGAAGCUUGAAGAGGGACAAGUCAGCAUCGAGGAGUUCUGAACUCGAGGACAGUCCCAAUUCUGCGGGGUCACGGUCCCAUGACGGCGACCAGGACGACGAUGAUGACAGUGUUGACAUCAAAUCUAAAAAAAAUAACAUUCAGAGGUGGUAUUCAUUCCGGACGACUACGCUAAACGGUGGUCCCAAAGCCCACAAUACUUUGCAGCCAGUAACCAAUCAAAAGGAUCCAGAAGCGUAUUUGUCUCGACCUAUGUCAUCUCUAUCCUGCGGGCAGCUGCACAUCUUGCGAAAACUGGCCCUGCUUCGACUCACCGCGUGUAUGGAGCGGUACUGCCCUUCACACAAGUCCGGUUGGAACUGGGAACUACCAAAGAUUAUUAGAAAGAUCAAGACUCCUGAUUAUAAAGAUAAAACCGUUUUCGGCGUGCCCCUCACCGUGUCGCUGCAGAGGACAGGCCAUUCUUUGCCGAAGCCCAUACAGUGCGCACUCAAUUGGCUGAAAAACAACGCCCUCGACCAGAUGGGUAUCUUCCGGAAAGCCGGUGUCAAGUCAAGAAUAGCGAAGCUACGCACAUUAGUCGAAAGCGCAGGCGCCGUGAACGCCGCCUUCGCUAUUGAAAACAUGAACACAGUGGACCCUCACCAGUCAAGCCUGAACUUCGACGGCGCGCAAGCACACGACGUGGCCGAUAUGGUGAAACAGUACUUCAGAGAGUUGCCUGACGCGCUGCUGACGAACAAGCUUAGUGAGACGUUCAUUGCGAUAUUUCAACACGUACCAGAACCUCUCAGGCCUGACGCAGUGCAGUGCGCAUUACUCUUGCUGCCUGAAGAACACUUGGAGGCAUUGCAGUCACUACUCAUAUUCCUUGCCGAGGUUGCAGAGCAUUCGGCAGUGAACCAGAUGACAGCGUCUAACUUGGCUGUGUGUUUGGCCCCCACGCUGCUAAGGCUACAUCACGCGCCGCCUCAGACUGGUAGUACGAAGGAAGGAAAUUCAAAUCGAAUGGUGAUAGAAAGCGUGGCCGAUCAGCGGCAAAUCAGCGAAAGUCGCGCAGCUCAUGCAUGUCUCCUACUCCUCAUUCAGAAGCACCAGCAGCUGUUUUUGGCGCCAGCGGACAUGCUGGCGCGGUGCAAGUUCAACUAUUUCGAGGAGAGUGUGCCUGUUGCGCUAGAAGAAUUAGGAGCAGAUUUCAACCAAGACUGGAAAGGUUUUCAACAAGCCUGCAUUAAAGCUUUACUAAAAGAAGCCAAAGAAAAAACGAGAGGAUGGAUGUCAGUGUCCGGGGCAGCGCCUCACGUGGAGUUGUGCUGCAAGAAGGUCGGCGAUGGGCACCCUCUGCGGCUAUGGAGGGCUACCACGGACGUGGAGGCUCCGCCGCAGGAGGUUAUGCAGAGAAUUCUUCGCGAGCGUCACAUCUGGGACGACUCGUUAGUGAAGUGGCGGGUCGCUGAGAAGCUCGGCACGAACGCAGAGGUGUUCCAAUUCAUAACCGCCUCGAGCAUCAACCUACCACAAAGAGAUUACUGUGUUUUGAGAUCCUGGCAGCAAGGCGGCGGUGGCGGAGGUUGGUGCGCGGUGGCCGAGACUUCGGUCGCGCACGGCAACCAGCCCACCGACGGGUCCCGCGGCGUGGUGCUCGCCUCGCGCUACCUCGCACAGCCGGCCGGCAAGGGCCGCAGCCGACUGGUGCAUCUGGCCAGGGUUGACACUAUGGGGCGGACUCCGGAAUGGUACAACAAAUGCUACGGUCACAUAUGUGCGCUAUAUUUGGCACGAAUUCGGGCCUCUUUCAAGCACAACACCGAAGGACCAGAGUCGAAUGUAUGAUCCAAGCAUUCCGCUUAAGCCGGCAGUGUAGCGCCAGCUUAAGUUUGACGUGAAGGGACGUCAGUGUGUACAUAGCCUUAUUUUAAAGGCAUAAUUUUAAGCUUCGGGGAAUUCCUAGAAACAAAAUGCAUACUCGUGCAUCAUGAGAUGUCUCAAUGUCGUUAAUAGGUACAUCAUAGUUCUUAAGCACAAGGGAAUUACUUAAUAAGAAUAUUGAGGAUGAAAAAUUGUUAUUACUCAUUGUACUGAAGGGACUUUUCUUGUAAUUGUUGUAAGGAAAUACGUGAGAGUAUAAAUGCGAUGUUACUUUGAGAAACCCAGGUGUUCUACGAACCUAUAAAUUAAUUAAUAA
Messenger RNA from Cydia amplana, 3648 nucleotides. RefSeq names its product rho GTPase-activating protein 7 (gene cv-c). Gene Ontology annotation, biological process: actin cytoskeleton organization; regulation of Rho protein signal transduction; signal transduction. The coding region runs from base 30 to 3296 and encodes 1088 amino acids. The transcript is spliced from 20 exons. NCBI's taxonomy places the organism in Eukaryota, Metazoa, Arthropoda, Insecta, Lepidoptera, Tortricidae. The record is from RefSeq and is a predicted model, not a curated record. Gene Ontology annotation, molecular function: lipid binding; GTPase activator activity.